AGCAGCAGUGAGAUGAUGACAUGGCUGUUAGCAAUCGCUUUGAGCAUUGUAGUUCCAGCAUCGUCGGAUGAAACAAUUGCACAAAAUGAUUUUCGUUUCAUUUCAUAUCAUGAUUUAUUGGCGACAUCGAGUCGAUUCGCUGAACACAACGUGACGACAUUUUCGCGCCUUCUGUUUGAUGUCAGUAGAAACUCUUUAAUUGUGGGAGCAAGGAAAGUUUCAACCCAGUUGGAAAUUUAUUUUCACUUUUCAUGUUAA
Clunio marinus is the source of this 258-nucleotide messenger RNA. NCBI's taxonomy places the organism in Eukaryota, Metazoa, Arthropoda, Insecta, Diptera, Chironomidae. The record is from the annotation of a GenBank genome assembly.